Oncorhynchus tshawytscha (Chinook salmon) is the source of this 3233-nucleotide messenger RNA. Its product is annotated as protein phosphatase Slingshot homolog 3. Lineage: Eukaryota; Metazoa; Chordata; Actinopteri; Salmoniformes; Salmonidae. The transcript has 17 exons. Gene Ontology annotation, molecular function: protein tyrosine/serine/threonine phosphatase activity; actin binding. The record is from RefSeq and is a predicted model, not a curated record. Gene Ontology annotation, biological process: protein dephosphorylation; actin cytoskeleton organization; negative regulation of actin filament polymerization. The coding region runs from base 295 to 2535 and encodes 746 amino acids. Gene Ontology annotation, cellular component: cytoplasm.
UCACGCUUGUUUUUAGCUAGCUAGCAUAUGGAUCAAUUGCCUAUCGACUGUAAGUUACGUCCUGACUAGCUUGUUAGCUAGCACAGCUUGUUGAUUUGUAGUCGAUCAACAGCACUGCCAACUCAAACAAUUGAUGCCUUCCGUAUGACAUGAACUCCAUGUUCUAGCUUCUCAAAUGUUGAUUUGUGAUUACAUCCUCACCACGCCCACCCUCCCACAUAUUUGAGGAACCCCCCCUGCCCGCGUCUCGCAAGGCGCUUGUGAAGAACCUGCGAACCGAGCCGUGUUUUUUCUAUGGCUCUGCUGACCCUGCACCGACCCCCGUCCAUCUCCACGGCUCCGGAUGAAAGCAUUCCAAGAAGAGGGAGACUUCAGAAAAGGGAGAGCUUUGCUCUGGUCAAGGGGGCCGUCCUUCUCUUGGAAGGAGAGAGGGAGGAGCCUCAUGAAGAGACAUCACCCAAUCACUUUCCUUCACCCCUGAAGCUGGGGGGCGGAGCUUCAGACACACAACACAGACAUCUGCAUGCCAUGGUGUCAUUACUGAGACCAGAGGACACUAUCAAACUGGCGGUGAGGUUGGAGUCAGUGAGUCCAGUCAGAGUGAGGUAUCUGAUUGUGGUCUCCACCCUCGGUAACAAACAGGAGAGCAUUCUCCUGGGCAUGGACUUCCCCGACACAGACAGUGAUCAGUGUACUAUCGGUAUGGUUGUGCCCAUAUGGAGUGCCACACAAGUGUACCUGGACGGAGAUGGUGGGUUCAGUGUCACGUCAGCAGAAGAGACAAGAAUCUUCAAGCCUGUUUCCAUCCAGACCAUGUGGUCUGUGCUGCAGGCGCUGCAUGGCUGCUGUGAGCGGGCGGUGAAGGGUGCAGUGAUUCCAGGCUGUGGGCUGGACUGGGCCCAACACUACUAUGGGCAUGUGGAGUCUAACCGCCUCUGUCUAAACGAGUGGGGCGCUAUGACAGGCCUGGAGUCAAUUAGGAGGGACAGCGCCGGACAGAGCUCGACGGAGAGGGUGUCUGUGGAGAGGCAGAUCAAAGAGGAACUCCGAGACAUCAUGAGAACAGAGGACCUGGAGAAUAUCACCUCCAAACAGGUCCGCAGUGCCCUGGAGGCCAGGAUAGGCAUGGAUAUGAAGAAUUACAAGGAAUACAUCGACAAUGAAAUGAUGGUCACCAUGGCGCAGAUGGACAAACCCUCCAAAAUAUUUGACUAUUUGUUCCUGGGGUCUGAGUGGAAUGCUGCCAACUUUGAGGAGCUACAGAAAAACAAUGUGGGAUACAUCCUGAACAUUACGCGGGAGAUCGAUAACUUCUUCCCAGAGUCCUUCAGCUACAUGAACAUCAGGGUGUACGACGUGGAGGCUACAGACCUGCUGUCCCACUGGAAAGACACAUACACCUUCAUCAACACAGCCAGGCAGAGUGGCAAGGCGGUGCUGGUGCAUUGUAAGAUGGGUGUGUCUCGCUCUGGGUCCACAGUGGUGGCCUAUGCCAUGAAGCAGCAGCGCUGGCCCCUGGAGGUGGCUCUGUCCUACGUCAGGGACCGCAGGCCCAUCGUCCAGCCCAACGUCGGCUUCAUGAAGCAACUCCACACCUACAGCGGCAUCCUUAACGCCAGUCAGCAGCGCCACAGCGCUCUCUGGAGGCGGAUGUCGCGAGAGAAGAGAAAGAGGUCUGCUGCUUCACACAGCAACGAAGAAGAAGAGGAGGAGGAGGAGGAGAGUGACGAGGAGGAUGAAGAAGAGACGGAGAGUCCGGAUGAAGUUGAUGAGGCAGAUAAAGAGGUAUUUGAAGAGCCUGCCCCCAAGGUUGAGACAGACGCUUCACUCACGGAACUGGCCUCCCCACUCACGGAACUGGCCUCCCCACUCACGGAACUGGCCUCCCCACUCACGGAACUGGCCUCCCCACUCACGGAACUGGCCUCCCCACUCACGGAACUGGCCUCCCCACUCACGGAACUGGCCUCCCCACUCACGGAACUGGCCUCCCCACUCACGGAACUGGCCUCCCCACGGAACUGGCCUCCCCACGGAACUGGCCUCCCCACUCACGGAACUGGCCUCCCCACUCACGGAACUGGCCUCCCCACUCACGGAACUGGCCUCCCCACUCACGGAACUGGCCUCCCCCUCUCACGGAACCGGCCUCACGGAACCCCUCCCCUCACGGAACCGGCCUCCCCACCCACGGAACCGGCCGCAGCUAAUCCCCUUAUCACUGUACACGACAGUGACAAGGCGUCCUCUCAGAGCCCCAGUCGCAGUGGCAGGAUGAACCUCUUCUCUCUCAUGCAGUCCAUCAACGAACUGGACGAUGAGGACCUAAGGAAUGAACAGAUUGCCAACAGUCACCGGCGGUCUCCAGGGCAGCGGAGGCGGAGUCAUGGACGGAAGGGCCUCAUGCAUCAGAGGGCCCAUGUGGACGGUUCACCUGAGCCAAGCAGCCUAUCAGGUCCCAGAAAAUGUGAAGGGGCGGGGCCAAGUAAACCUGAGUCCAGGGAAGGAGAUACCAAGACGAUGGAAGGGCGGUAGAGGGAGAAAAGGGGAGAAUGGAUGGAGAAAGAGAAGCCUAGAGUAGACACUAAUAGGAAGAGAUGAAAUGUUCUGCCUUCUUUCAAGCUAUAAACAUGAAAGUAUCACCCAAAGGUAUUUAUAUACAUCAUACUACUUGAGCCUUGUUCACACUGCAGGCCUUAAAAGCUAAAAUCAGUGUUUUUCCAUUCUGUUUUGGAAUACUGACUGUCCAAACAGCAAGUUACAAGCAACCAAAUCAGAUUUGUUUGUUCAGACAGCAGUCAUUUGCUUACAUGGCUACACUAGCUGUCAUAGCAAUGAUGGGUGUGUGUGUGAGCAGUGGUGUAGACUGAUUCACUCAUUUGUUUGUAAACAAUUAACAAGCUUGUUAGCUACCACGUUCUUGUCAAACUAGUCAGUGGCUAGUGUCAGUGGCUAGCAAGCAACAAGAUAUGCCAAAUAAGUCUAAAAACCAUUUGCGGGCAAAUAAAUCCGAUUUGACCGUUCAGACACAAGUUGCAUGGCCAGGAAUCUGAUUAGUACCUGAUUUCAACCCACCUACGAAGGUGUUUUGAAAUGUGGCUUGAAAUAUGUUUGUCUGUUCCUACUGCAGGAAAAAGAACAGAUUUGAAUCGUAUAUGCAUUUAUUUUAGUUACUUCAAACUGCCAAUGUGAACAAGGCUUUAGUCUCCCAACUAGCAUAGUGUUAUACACGG